Molecule: messenger RNA, 431 nt
Organism: Tribolium madens (black flour beetle)
Lineage: Eukaryota; Metazoa; Arthropoda; Insecta; Coleoptera; Tenebrionidae
Gene: RpL37A
Product: 60S ribosomal protein L37a
Exons: 3
Coding region: 123-401 (92 amino acids)
Biological process (GO): translation
Cellular component (GO): ribosome
Molecular function (GO): structural constituent of ribosome
Source: RefSeq, a predicted model, not a curated record
UAACUUGAAAAAUAAGAAAAAAAAAUAACUUGGGGAAUUUCGUUUUGUGAUUGCGACCAGUUUGGUAAUGUGUGUUGCCAACUUCUCUUACUUUUGAGAAAUCUGUCAAAAGUGUUACAAAAAUGGCCAAGCGUACCAAGAAGGUCGGAAUUGUAGGAAAAUACGGAACCCGUUAUGGGGCUUCACUCCGUAAAAUGGUCAAAAAAAUGGAAAUUACUCAACACAGCAAAUAUUCCUGCAGUUUUUGUGGCAAGGAUGCCAUGAAAAGGAGUUGUGUCGGGAUUUGGUCCUGCAAGAGGUGCAAACGUGUGGUAGCAGGAGGCGCUUGGGUCUAUUCCACCACAGCAGCGUCAUCUCUCAGAUCAGCCGUUCGUCGUCUCAGAGAAGUUAAAGAACAGUAAUUUUUUUCAUUAAUAAAAUACCUAAAAACA